Molecule: messenger RNA, 1809 nt
Organism: Alosa sapidissima (American shad)
Lineage: Eukaryota; Metazoa; Chordata; Actinopteri; Clupeiformes; Clupeidae
Gene: her8a
Product: hairy-related 8a
Exons: 4
Coding region: 372-1019 (215 amino acids)
Biological process (GO): anterior/posterior pattern specification; regulation of transcription by RNA polymerase II; regulation of neurogenesis
Cellular component (GO): nucleus
Molecular function (GO): protein dimerization activity; RNA polymerase II cis-regulatory region sequence-specific DNA binding; DNA-binding transcription factor activity, RNA polymerase II-specific
Source: RefSeq, a predicted model, not a curated record
UUGAGCCACCCAUAUUAUCAUGUUAAUUGCUAUGGGAGGAGGCAUGAGGGGGAGGUCUAUAGGCUAAAUAAAACGUGGGUAAAUGGGAUAUUUAGCCUACAUUUCGUCGCGUCUGUUAUAUGUUUUACUCACCCUCAAAACAUCCUCAAAGGUGUCUUUUUGGUCCGGGCAGAGAGGUAGGCCUAAGUAAGUCCAGAGCGUUUGGCGCAUUAUAAAGCCGAGGAAUCUUACAAUGACGGCAUCAAACAUGGGAAAUGCCCCUGAGAAGAACAACAAUAAAGAAGAACGCAAGGUAAGAACUGCGAAAACCUCUCAUUGAGAAAAAACGCCGGGAGAGAAUAAACUGCAGUCUUGAGCAGCUGAAGGGUAUCAUGGUGGAUGCUUACAACUUGGAUCAAUCCAAACUGGAGAAGGCAGAUGUUCUGGAAAUUACAGUCCAGCAUAUGGAGGGUUUGCAGCGGGGCUAUGGAGCAGGGGGCUCUGGCUCCACCAUGAACUUUGAAUCCCGUCAGCGUUACGGCAGUGGCUACAUCCAGUGCAUGCACGAGGUCCAUAACCUGCUCCUUAGCUGCCCUGGCAUGGACAAGACCCUUGGUGCCCGGCUUCUCAACCAUCUACUCAAGUCCCUGCCCCAUGUCAGUGGCGAGAGCGUGGCCUUGGGUGCUGGAAAUAGUAGCCCAGGCUCCAACAGCAGUGUCCGUAGCAACAGCCCCCAUUCUCCCUCCCCCUCUCCCUCCCCCUCCCCCGCCCCCGCUCCCCUGUCUGCUGGGUCUCAGCAGCAACACCCCUCUCUUGCCCUGCGCUCCUCGCCCUCCCCUCCUCCAACAUCCCGGGGCCCCAGCACACCCCACUCCUCCCCUGGAAUUCCCCAGCUGAAUGAGGGACGGGCCAGUGGUCCAGUCAGGGAGGGGCCAUCCCCCUUGAGCCCCCCCUCCCCCGGUGGCCAUCCAGGACAAGCUCCCCCUGCCCUGCCCCCGUUCUUCCCAGGGGGGGAUCCCUCAAUGUGGAGGCCUUGGUGAGUGGGCAAGGACCUCAUCUCUACGCCCUCCCCACACACACACACACACACACACACACACACACACACACACACACACACACACACACACACACACACACACACACACACACCUCUCAUCACAGCCCACCUCCUCUCUGCAAUUUUCCAUUACACUCAUAUCUCCUGGGAGUAUUAAGCACCGGGACUUGGGAUCUCUGAAUGGACAAGAAAUAGUAGCUGGGUCAGGUGUCCCAAAAGGGCUUGUAGCUUAAUUUGUAACUGCAGUGUAUUCAUUUGCCUUGUUUCUCUCAGACUAAAUGAGGGCAGAGUGCUCUCGGUGACAAUGCAGUGAAUGUGUGCUACGAAUGACACAGCACAGACCUCCAACCUCCUUUUGAAUGGCUAGCCUCUCUCUGUAUUUGGUUAUCUUAUAAAGUGACUACUCCAAAUGCAUUUCAUUCAUUUCAAUGUAAUAUUUUCUAAACAACAUAACUUUUUAAAGACCUCCCUUUGCAAGUUUUUAAUUGUUUUUUUCUCUUCCUUAUGUAUCUCUGUUUCUGUUCUCUGUUUGUGAAGUGUAUGAAAUUCCUUUUUGUGUACUACAUCCUUUGAGGGAUGACAUUUGUUGUACUUAGGUCGCUGGUUCUUGUUGGACAACAAGGAACAUUAUACAUUUCUAUAGGACAGGCUGCAGGCUUCUGCAGAUGCUACGAUAGACACUGAGAACUUCAUCCUUGUACAUUACAAGAAGAAAGAAGUGGAAAUGGUACCUCAUAUUGAAGACAGAGUUAAACAUCAUUUGAAUUGUG